AUGGAGCCUUCCUCGAAGCGGAGGAGGCUGGCCCCGAAGAUCCCCGAUCCUCCGGCCGUGUCCACAUUUCAACCGCAUGCGCAAGCACAGCCCCUACCGCAUACAUUACCCCAGGACCAGAUAGCUCAACAACACGACCCUCCAACCGAAGCUGUGCCGCGACUGACAGAGCGCGAUGAGUUCGAAGCGUUCGCCCGCCAUCUCCAAGAUGCCGCGAUAUACAUCCAGCAGCAGACCCUUAAACCCAAGCAUACAAGCGUGUCGGUCUUGAUGUUACGAUGGGAGGAGGACACGUCAGUCGAGCCGGAUUUGCUGGCACUGGAAAAUGUGUUCCGCGAGCGAUAUCACUACCAUACUGAGAAAUGGGCCAUCCCUACGGUCCCGAAUCCGAGCAUUAAGCUUGGAGUCCAGAUGGCUUCCUUCCUAGAAAACGCGCGACCGGACCAUUUGUUGGUGAUAUACUAUGCCGGUCACGGUUAUGUCGGGCCCGAUAACCAGCUGUACUGGGCUUGUAACUCGCGCGAGGAUGCUGCCAAGUUGAAGUGGGACGGCGUCCGCUGUUUGUUCGAAGACGCCCAGUCCGAAAUUCUCCUUUUGAUCGACUCCUGCGCGGUCCGCGAUGCGCCGAUGGCCGGCAGCCACGGAGUGAAACAAGCAAUUGCUGCCUACACUCCAGACCAGAGCUCGCUGGAAGCUGGGCCACGCUCUUUUACUGCCACGUUAAUCGAGACUCUUCAAAAGCUCAGCAUUUCGGGUCGGCCUUUUGGUGUACAAAAACUUUACGACGAUCUACGGCAACAACGGCAACAGGAAAGCGCGCAGGCGCUGGUCAAACAAGCCAAUGGACCGACGAAGCCGAACCCAGCUCCCGUGAGAUCGCCCGCCUUCUUUACCCUGACGCCUGCGAAAGGCCAGGGGAUUAUCUUGUUCCCCCUGGAUCCGGAAACCGCUCAGCUCCAGUCACCGCCACAUUCCGCCGAGGCCGACGCCCCGAAUGCGUGGAGGUCUAAGCCCGAGUAUGGGUCUCUCAGCCCAGAAGAAGUUUUCGAUCUAACCUUGGACGAACAGAGGGUGCUGGUAUGCACCACGUUUGUCGGCGACGCUAGCCCCGACAUGGCUUUCUUCAACCAGUGGCUGCACAAGAUGCCGGCUAACGCUUCUAAAAUCACUGUCGAGGGCAUGUUCCUUGGACCGCCCACGAUGCUAUUGAUUUCGAUGCCACAUGGUGUCUGGAAUAUCGUUCAACACGACAAGGUGUGCUGCUUUUUGGGAUAUAUUAGCUCUCACAACAUGAUUCACCUCUAUCAGCGACUCGUCAACUCACAUCCCAGCGGCGUCCUGGGCGUCAAAGACAGCGAGGAUGGCCGUCCACUCAAGCGCAGUUCGUCCAUUCAUCGGGGUGAGAGCUCUGAUCAGUACCCUCCGGUUGCCAUGGAGACACCCCAGCAUCAAGCCGGGGCUGCUAGGCCUGGAGCUCCCGCUCAGGCUAGCCCCGAACAGACCACUUCGGUUGGCCCCAAAGAUGAAGUGGAAGACUCGGCGGAGAUGCAGGAGGCAGCGGAGCAGCUGAAGGCGUUGAGCCAUGUCCGGCACCUGGGAGGUGGCACCCCGGCGGCGCUUGAACGCCAGACAACCCGGAUAGGAGACAGCAUUGCCGUCAGACAUACCGAUGAUCCUGGCUCCCCGUCCGAAGGCGUCGGGCCAGGAGUGGGUGGUAAACUGUACGAGGCCGAGUACAACACACCAUCUGCCAAGCCAAAGGCGAGGAAACCGCUUCAGAAGCAAACCCCCAAACAAGAAGUCCGGUGCGACCAUUGCAGUCACGCCCCCUUCAAAGACUCCUCGUCACUCCGCAAGCACGUUGCGGCCGCUCAUACUCGACCCUUCCCCUGCGCCUUCUCGUUCGCCGGCUGCUCGAGCACGUUUGGGUCCAAAAACGAGUGGAAGCGACACAUUUCGUCGCAGCACCUGUGUCUGCAGUACUACCGGUGUUCGGCUUGCCCGCAGAGCAGCGGCGCCGACGGGAAGGGCAACGAGUUCAACCGCAAGGAUUUGUUUACGCAGCAUCUCCGCCGCAUGCACGCACCCUUCGCCAUCAAGAAGGCGAUUUCCAAGGGCGAUAGCAAAUUGCAGGCCGAGUGGGAAGCCCAUGUCAAGGACAUGCAGGCGAGCUGUCUUGUCACAAGGAGGCAGCCGCCGCAACGGUCGGCUUGUCCCAAGCCGGACUGCCAGACUGUGUUUGAGGGGUCCGGGUCGUGGGAUGAAUGGACGGAGCAUGUUGGGAGGCAUAUGGAGAAGGGUGAAGCUAAUCGGAUGGGCGUUGAUAGGCUUUUGGCGAAGUGGGCGCUGGAUGAAGGCAUUAUUGAGAGUGUUGUGAAUGGGGAGUAUAGGCUCUGUGGCCAGAGCAUGAAUGGGUCGGGCCCGAUCGAUCUCGGUCCCGUGAGUACUAACGGUGGUAAGGCUCCCUCGGAUAGUGGGAGGAAAACGGAGGAUGAUGACGAUCCGUCCAUUACGGUUGCGAUGCCGAUGUCGGUUGCUGGCGAUAUCGAUGUUGACUAA
Parathielavia appendiculata is the source of this 2559-nucleotide messenger RNA. RefSeq lists its product as uncharacterized. Gene Ontology annotation, molecular function: DNA-binding transcription factor activity. Lineage: Eukaryota; Fungi; Ascomycota; Sordariomycetes; Sordariales; Chaetomiaceae. The transcript is spliced from 3 exons. The record is from RefSeq and is a predicted model, not a curated record. Bases 1 to 2559 code for a protein of 852 amino acids.